GCUACGGGCACGCGGCGCCCAGCACGGACGGCGGGAAGGUUUUCUGCAUGCUCUACGCGCUGCUGGGCAUCCCGCUGACCCUGGUGAUGUUCCAGAGCCUGGGCGAGCGCAUCAACACCCUGGUGCGCUCGCUGCUGCGCCGCCUCAAGAAGCGCCUGGGCAUGCGGCGGCCGGAGGUGUCGAUGGCCAACAUGGUGACCAUCGGCUUCUUCUCGUGCGUCAGCACGCUCUGCAUCGGCGCCGCCGCCUUCUCGCACUACGAGAACUGGAGCUUCUUCCAGGCCUACUACUACUGCUUCAUCACGCUGACCACCAUCGGCUUCGGCGACUACGUGGCGCUGCAGAAGGACCACGCGCUGCAGACUCAGCCGCAGUACGUGGCCUUCAGCUUCGUCUACAUCCUCACGGGGCUGACGGUCAUCGGCGCCUUCCUCAACCUGGUGGUGCUGCGCUUCAUGACCAUGAACGCCGAGGACGAGCGCCGCGACGCCGAGCAGCGGGCGCUGCUCAGCCGGGGCGCUCGCUCCGGCGCCGUGGCCGCCGUCCCCGAGGCCGCCGCGGUGGCCCCGGCCGAGAGCGGCUUCAGGAACGUCUACGCCGAGGUGCUGCACUUCCAGUCGGUGUGCUCGUGCCUGUGGUACAAGAGCCGCGAGAAGCUGCAGUAUUCCAUCCCCAUGAUCAUUCCCAGGGAUUUGUCCAGCUCGGACACGGGAGUGGAGCGCAGCCACUCCUCGCCCGCCCGCUGCCCCGAGACUCCGGAGCACCGGUGCUUCUGCCGCUCCCGGCGUUCCGCCAUCAGCUCCGUGUCCACCGGGCUCCAGAGCCUGGCGGCAUUCCCGGGAUUCACCAAGCGGCGCAGCUCCGUGUAGCCCCCUUCACGCCCUCCCGGCCCGGAUCCCUCCUGGAGCGGGAGGAAGCCGUUCCGGACUCGGGAACGACGCCGGAGCGGGGCCGUCCCGGUUGGCUCCGGAAUGGAUUUUAAUUUAAAACCUCUUGGAUUUUAAUUUCACACACACAAAAAACCCCCCCACUCCUUCAAAAUGUGAAACUCGGGAGAGCGGGAGAGCCUCGGAAUCCGGCAGGAUUGGAGGGCACCUCCCACUGUGGGCAGCCAGUCCUGGCCUCUCCACGCUCUGGAUCCUCGGGAAUUCCCCGGGAAGCGCAGAGGGACCCGACGGCCACGGAAAUCAGGCUAAGAGGGGCUUAGCCGGAGCUUUUCCACAUCAGCCGCCCGGGAAAGCAGCCGGGAGUCACGUAGGCUGCUCCAAACCCUGGGAUUUGGGGCUGUUUUAACCCAAAUCCAUAGGGGGGCAGAGCUGGGAGUCCUCGGGAUUUAGCGGGAAUCAUCCGUGGGAGGCUGGCUGAUCCCACAGGAUUUCUGCGUCCAUCCAUACCGAGGGUCUGGGGAUGGGAUUGUUCCCCUCAGGAAGGUGUUUGGGGGACAGUUUGGGAUAUUUUCCCGGGAUCCCCCAUCUCCAUCCUCCCCAAGGCUCCAGGGAUGGAAUUGUUCCUCCUGGGAAGGUAUAUUGGGGAAAAUUCAGGAUAUUUUCCCAUGGGAUCCCCCAUCUCCAUCCUCCCCAAGGCUCCAGGGAUGGAAUUAUUUCCCUCUGAGUGGUUUUUUCAGGGAUAAUCUGGGAUAUUUUCCCAUGGGAUCCCCAUUUCCGUUCUCUCCAAAGCUCUGGGGUUAGAGCUGUUCCUCCUGGGAAGGUAUUUUGGGGAAAAUCCAGGAUAUUUUCCCAUGGGAUCCCCAUCUCCAUCCUCCCCAAGGCUCCAGGGAUGGAAUUGUUCCCCUCAGGGAGGUUUUUUUGGUAUAUUUUUCCCUUGGAUCCCCAUCUCCAUCCUCACUGGGACUCUGGGAAUGGAACUGUUCCCUCGGGGAGGAAUUUUGGGGGCAAUAAUCCCCCAUUUCCCUCCUCACCAGGACUCCGGGGAUGGAAUCUUUCCCUCAGAGAGAAAUCUGGGAUAUUACAACACUUCUCCAUCCUUUCCUCCACACCCCAUCCCACCACCACCCUCACUCCCGGGACACUCCCGGAAUUCCCUGGGAUACCCCGGGGGUCACCUCUGUCACCACCACCCCAACAGGGGAGCAAAACUUCCCUCCUUUCCCAUUCCCGCCCUUCCAGGAUGGGAAUUUCCCCUCCCAGCACCCAAAGCCCCCUCCAGGGGACACGGAGGGGACACGGGGGGGACCGUCCUGGAGCGCUGGAGGUGGCAGGGGGGGACUGUGGGGAUGUUCCGUCACCUUUCCAGAGAGGGAAAAAAAAAAAAUCCAUGGAUUUCUGAUCCUUGAGCUGUGCAUUUGUGAGAUUCCUGAGGAUAUUUAUUACCAACGGCGCUAUCCACGGAAUGCCGGAAAUAUCCGUCGGAGAGGAGGCUCGGGGGACACUUCCUGACGAUUCCAGGGAGGAAUUUUUGCAUCUUCCUCAUCCAGGGGCGCCCAAUUCCUGCCGGGAAGGGUUCCCUGGUCCUCAUGCCAAAGCCGAUGUGUCCCGCGGGGUUCGAUUCCUUGGAGAGAGAAAUAAA
Molecule: messenger RNA, 2526 nt
Organism: Serinus canaria (Common canary)
Lineage: Eukaryota; Metazoa; Chordata; Aves; Passeriformes; Fringillidae
Gene: KCNK3
Product: potassium two pore domain channel subfamily K member 3
Exons: 1
Biological process (GO): potassium ion transmembrane transport; stabilization of membrane potential
Cellular component (GO): membrane
Molecular function (GO): potassium ion leak channel activity; open rectifier potassium channel activity
Source: RefSeq, a predicted model, not a curated record